This is a messenger RNA of Drosophila erecta, 3276 nucleotides long. Its product is annotated as ATP-binding cassette sub-family G member 8. The coding region runs from base 421 to 3147 and encodes 908 amino acids. The record is from RefSeq and is a predicted model, not a curated record. Gene Ontology annotation, molecular function: ATP hydrolysis activity; ATP binding; ABC-type transporter activity. Gene Ontology annotation, cellular component: plasma membrane. The transcript is spliced from 8 exons. Lineage: Eukaryota; Metazoa; Arthropoda; Insecta; Diptera; Drosophilidae.
AGUUCAGAUCAGUUCGCUGCGAGCCGAGCUCCGAGAGAGUUGCCUCCACCGAUCCGCGGUUCGCGUCGAUCCGAUUUUUUUCUGGCGGCGCCCCAACACACAGUUCCCAGCAGAAAAUAACAAAAAUAGGAAAACACAUUAAACGCUUUUGGAAAUCUAAUUGAAAUAUUCACGGCUUAACGGGCUUUAAUAUACACACAUAUAUCUGUGCAAAGGCGAAUAUUUUUUAAUGGCCACCGGGAAGUGCAUGCAAAUGUGGUUAUUAGUUGACUCGCGUUAUAUCCAAUAGAUACCAAAAAUAAAAAGAAAAAUAAGUGGCAAAAAUACAAGUGACGAGUGUGUGUAUGUGAGCAGUGGUAUAUAUGGUCUAAAUAAAAUAUGCAGACAUCGGUGUAGCCAGCAGAUCGACAUUGUAAUAUCAUGGAGCUGAGCAACUUUUCGAGCGGCAAGAAGAUGUCACGCGAGGAGCGCCGCUACUCGGUGCCCCACGGACCCAAUACCCCACUGCCACCGGCGGCAUCCGAGGAUCUGCACGCCUGGUCCAUCUACAGGCAAAACCUGAACUCUGACUUCACCGAUUCGGCUCUGGGCUCGUCGGACAAAUCACCGCUGCCAUAUGGAAACUUCCAGCUACGCGAUACCACAGUUCAAUCAAUCUUAAACCAUCCGCGCUACGGACCCAAAUCUCCCUUGGGCUCAAAUAUGUACACAUACUUGAAGUUCGGACUGCCACGCGUAUUUCCGCCAAAUGCUGGAUCUCAGCGCUCGCAUCGUCCUGGUCCGGGUCCGGGACCGGGUCAUGGUCAUGGUGGCUCCAGUGCCCUGGGCGGAGUGCGGGGACGAGUGAACCGCGCCUUUCGGGACAGCUCAGGGGCACCGGCCGGAGCCGGGAGCAGUGGCUACGACAGCAGCGAUAAUGAGACGACCCGCAGCCGAGUGCCGCCCAAUCUCCGGAAGUAUCGCAGCGAGUCCGACUUCCGUGCCAUCGGCGGCAUGCCCCACUCGCGCCCUGAGUCGCGGGCUCAGAUCGGUGGAGGCGGUGUGCCGGUGGCUGCCCUUCGGCAGGCCAACAGCCGGGCCAGCAUUGCGGUGGGUCAGCACCACCACCAGAUGCAGCAGCAUCAGCAGCAGUAUGGGAAGCACUACGGUCACAGAUCGCACAGCGAGGCGGAUCUCCUGGGAGCCGGAUUGAGCCAGGUGGAUGGCGGUGGUGGGAUGGGCUACGACUACAACGAGGCCCGGCUGUACGGCAGUUCCAGGCAGUACGGCAAUGGAAAUGGUCACAACCCGGGCAGUAGGAAGCAGUCGGGCAUGGGCCUGAUCUACCCGAACAUUCAGGUGCACUGCCUCGAUGUGAAUCCCUGCCUGCGCGGUGUGUCGAUGCAGGCCAAGGCGGGUGAUCUCUUCGCCAUCAUGGCCACCUCGCAGCGGGAGGGAAGUGCCCUGGCCGAGUGCUUGGCGGGAUUGAGUGAACGUCUGGGUGGGGAGAUCCUCAUCAACGGGCAGCAGGUCAGCCGCCAUGGUCUACGGGAACUCUGCAGCUAUGUCCCGGCACUCGAGGUCUCCUCCCUGGAUCCGCGGAUGAGUGUCCAGUGCACACUGAACUUUCACGCAGCGCUGAGAGGUCCCAUUGAUCGCAGCGAUCUGGAGGAACGCAUGGAUGUGCUUAUCGAGGAUUUGGGGCUGAAUACUGUACGUGCCUCCAAUGUGUCCACACUGACCCACUCGGAGAAGCAGCGCUUGAGCGUGGCCUGCCAGCUGCUGGCGCAAUCCUCGCUGCUGAUUCUGGAUCAGGUGACCAGCAACAUGGACAUCUUCGACACCUUCUUCCUGGUGGAGUAUCUGCGCCAGUGGUGCAGCGGUGGUCGCAUUGUGAUAAUGACGCUCCAGCCGCCCACCUUCGAGAUCCUAUCCAUGUGUUCCGGCGUGCUGCUGCUCUCCGGCGGAAGGACCGUCUUCUCCGGCAGUCGAGCGGAUCUGCCACGACACAUGGGCGAACUGGGCUAUCCCUGUCCGCCUUUCAAGAACCCAGCGGACUAUUACUUGGAUUUGGUCACCCUGGACGACCUUUCGGCGGCCGCCAUGCUGGAGUCAUCCGCCCGCAUUGAAUCCCUGGCCAACGCCUGGGAUCAGAUUAACUCGGAGCCCCCGUUGGCCGCGCCGCCCGCCUCGCUACCCAACUUUACAAUAAAGGCCGGCUUCUUUGGCCAGAUCAGCGCCCUGAUCAAGAGAUUCGCCGGCUACAAGCAGCCGGGAUCACUGCUCACCUGGAUCAGCAAGCUGAUCGCCGCAGCAGUUCUGUCCCUAUGCAUUGGCUGCAUCUUCUGGGAUGUGCCAGCCUCCGAUCCACAGCUGACCUACCAUGAUCGCUUGGGAUACCAUCAUUGCGUCAUGGUGCUAGUCUACUGGCCACUGGUCAUGCUUACCAUCCGGGACACGCAGGAGGAUCGCCGCCAUGCGGAGCGGGACAUUCGCUUGGGCCUCUAUACGCGCAGUCUAUACAUCAUUGUUCAGAGUCUCUUGGGCCUGUUUCCCAGCCUCUGUAUCUGGCUGGCCUACUUGCUUCCGGCCCACAGCAUGGCGGGACUCUACACCUAUUCCAACAGCAGCGAUACGGGCAUCUACCUGUAUAUGGGGUACAUGCUGCUCUACUUGACGCUCAUUCAGACAUUGGCACUGUUCUGUGCCCACCUGCUGCCCUGCAAGGUCUCGGCGAGCAUUGCCAACGGGCUCAUCAGCCUGGCAGUGGCGGCAGUGGGCGGCUAUCUCGUGCAUCCCCAGAACCUGGCCCAGUUCUGGUCCUGGCUGCAGUUCGUAUCGCCGGAACGUUGGCUGCUGCCCGUUCUGGUGCAGGAUGAGUACAGUGCCGAGACGUUAUCAAAUUCCGCAGGACUGCAGUUGUGCCGGAAUAAGCAGGUGCAGCACCAGGAGAUUAUUGUGCAGCAACCCUGCCCGCCGCCCAACGGUACCCAAGUGCUAGUCGACUUCGAGCUGCUGCCCCAGCAGCACGUGCUGGAUCCCACGCCCACCUAUGACCAGACCACCUCGGUGGCUUUGGUCCUGGGCUCGGUGCUCGUCUUCUUCGUCACCUUCAUCGUCUUUUUGUGCAAUUGUCGCGGCGCCUGUCGACGGAAGCGUAGCCGUUAGGCGGAUACCGUGACUUGGAGCUGGCCAGGAUCUAGAGUUUAGAUGGCAUAGGCUACCGAACUGUACAUUCCAUAGAAACUAAUUCUUGAAAUAAAUAGUGUUUAGUCGAGGCAGAGUUCGUUUAACUAA